Gadus macrocephalus (Pacific cod) is the source of this 2772-nucleotide messenger RNA. RefSeq names its product carbonic anhydrase XII (gene ca12). NCBI's taxonomy places the organism in Eukaryota, Metazoa, Chordata, Actinopteri, Gadiformes, Gadidae. The record is from RefSeq and is a predicted model, not a curated record. The coding region runs from base 504 to 2036 and encodes 510 amino acids. Gene Ontology annotation, molecular function: carbonate dehydratase activity; zinc ion binding. Gene Ontology annotation, cellular component: plasma membrane. The transcript is spliced from 9 exons.
GUCCCACGUAAAACAGGCACAUGUGCCAAGCACAAUCGCCUGAGCCCAUUGGCCUACUAUAUACAGCGACUUUUUGCCAGGCCUAUUUCCACCCCAUUCGGUCACUGCAUGGAACAUCUGCCCACACCAAUGUCAGCCCCCUCGUGUCGGUCCGUGAUGCAGGAACCCUCAGCAAGGCCCCAUGCAUACGUUGACCGCUCGGGUUGGCGGGCAGGACUACAGCCUUCUGUUCGCUCCUCGUUGGGUCGUUGGCGUCCUAGCAGCGCCCAAGUGGUUGGUCUUGAGGUUGCGCGCAACUAUUAUUCUGCAACGAUGCGGUGCGCAGCGUUGAGCUGUCACUCCACCAAGUCCUGAUGGAGUCUGGAGGCUGGUUUGUAAUUGGUGUGACGUUAGUCUUAACAGCGGUGGAACUGACAUGAUUGCUAUAAAAGCAGGGUGUGCAUGCAAUUCAAACCCUGUUCCAGUGGCUUGCGUUUGACUGUGAGACAACCGGAGUCAUUAAGAUGCAGCUCCGGAGCGUCACACUUGCUGCUGUCCUUCAAGUGACUCUCUUUGGAGUUUUGCACGCGGACAAGUGGACAUACAAUGGACCAGAGGGAGAGCACCACUGGUCCAGGCAUUAUCCUUUCUGCGGUGGAGCGUUUCAGUCCCCAAUAGACAUCCAGACUGACCUGCUGAGGUUCGACCCCAUGCUGCGUCCAAUCGAGCUUCACGACUACAACCUCUCAGCCAAUGAGCAUCUUACUCUCGGAAACAAUGGGCAUUCAGUGCAGCUGUCCCUGCCCUCCAGGAUGUUCCUCUCCAGCCUGCCUCACCGCUACUCUGCAGCUCAGCUUCACUUCCACUGGGGCUCCACCAGCACGCCCACCGGCUCCGAACACCUGGUGAACGGCAAGCGCUUUGCGGCAGAGAUGCACAUCGUACACUUCAACUCUGACAAGUACGCCAACGUUUCCCUGGCUGUAGACAAAUCCGAUGGCCUCGCUGUCCUGGGAGUUCUGGUUGAGGUGGGCGAGUUCAAUCCAGCCUUCGACCAGUUUCUAAAGUUCAUCAACGGUAUCAAAUACAGGAAUCAGAGAGUGAAAGUGCCUGGUUUCAACAUCCGUUCGCUGCUGCCUGCUCGUUUGGACGAGUACUACCGCUAUGACGGCUCCCUGACCACCCCUCCGUGUUACCCCAGCGUGCUCUGGACGCUGUUCAGGAGCCCCAUACAGAUCUCCCCAAAGCAGUUCCUAUCCCUGGCUUCGGCUGUGUACUCAUCCCGGGCCCAGGAGUCCAACUCUGUCCCUAUGAACGGCAACUACAGGAGGCCCCAGCUCCCGGACCACCGAGUGGUCCUUGUCUCCUUCCAGGAGGGCAGAGGGCUGCAUGGCAUCCAAACUGUCACGUCUCCACUCGUGAGGAAGCAAAUCAUUCAGCAGCUGCUGGUGGGAGACCUGGCAGACCUGGCUGAUGAAGGCCUGUACAAGCUGCUGCCAAGCGGCCCAGAGAAGCGGCUGGUCGCUGACAAGAAGAGGAAAGCCUUCAACAACCAACACGGACCCAGGACCCAGCAUACCAACCCCAAGAAACAGCUGCUGCAUCCUCCUCCUCCUCCUCCUCCGAAGAGCCGCAGCCACAACCACCUCGGCGGAGGCACGGGGCUGACGGAGGAGGCGCUGUGCUAUGUCUCACUGGAGCACCAAGUCCUCCAUCAGGCCAGGCAGUCGCACACUGAGGCCCAGGUGGUUCACACCCUGAGAGACCUGGUGUUCCCUGACCUGAACCUCAGGAGCUACCUGGGCUGUAAGUCGGAGCUGGAUUUCUCCACAAUCAGACACAUCGUCCGUGGGCGGCCAACCGACGAGGUUUUGGAGCUGGACGGCUCUCUGAGGAGGGCCAGUGUGGGGGUGAUGAAGAAGUUCCCUUCCUUUGCCUCAAAGCAAGGCGUACCGGCGGCUAAGUAUGAGGGUGUCUCCAAUGUGGCCGGGCAAGCCAAGACCCAGCCUCAGGGUUUCCCACACCCAUGGCUCCUGCCCAUGGAGUGGGAAGACUAGAGAUAGGAGAUUGUGACCGUGUAAUGCCCACGCUGACACUGUUCAGCCAGCCGGCCUCUCAGUGCGCCCAAUCCCCGCCAGUAGCACCAGAAGUCGACCUAUGUUUUAAAUGCAGCUAUUUGAGAUGUUCUUUGGACCAGGUUUUUUGCCCAAACGAUUGAUUAAGUUAUAACUUUGAGUGUGUGUACAAAAUGAUCAUCUUUAUUUAUGUUUGAAACUGACUGACUGAAGAUUGUAAACUUGGUAGCAGGAAUCAGUUUCCCUUAAUGAUUACAUUCAACAUUACAUCAAUCAGACUGGGGCCCACCAUGCAAGGCUGGGAUGCACUCAAGGUAUUAACAAACACUUUGUUUGAUAGCAUCCACAAAAUGGCAUAUUGUUUAGAUUUGGCGAAAGCCUAGAACUGCUUUGUGUAAAAUAUUUUGAUUCUGUUCACAAGACCUAUGAGGAGAUCCAUUUUACACAUCCGGCUUGUAUAUUUAUUCAGGUUUUCUAGCUAGCAAUACAGCUUGCACCAGCACAAUUUCCAGAAGGACGGGUGUGAACGCAAUAUUAAAGCAUUAGGUACAGCAGUAGUGCCUUGCUUGAGAAAUGUUUAUGUGUGAGUCUGCUGAUUCCCUUAGAGAGAUACUCAAGGGCUUGUCCCUGCUGUUUGGACUGCUAUUAUAUUGCUUGGAUUGUACUUUUAAAUGAGCAACAUUGUAAUAAAAUACAUAUUAGUAUGCAAUACAAUUUA